Messenger RNA from Lytechinus variegatus (green sea urchin), 1604 nucleotides. Its product is annotated as laminin subunit alpha-2-like. The record is from RefSeq and is a predicted model, not a curated record. The transcript has 6 exons. Lineage: Eukaryota; Metazoa; Echinodermata; Echinoidea; Temnopleuroida; Toxopneustidae. Bases 93 to 1016 code for a protein of 307 amino acids.
AUCCUUUUUUCUUCUUUUUAAAAAAUUUCUGUUAUAGAUUUGAGAUCACAAUAGAAUUAAAAACAACCAAGAAGGAUAGCCUGAUCUUUUACAUGUCGGAUCCUACUGAGAAUUACUAUGCUGCGUUACAGCUGAUGGAAGGUUUCGUGUUUUUUAACUUCAAAAUUGGUAGCUCGCCGGUGUUCAUGGACUCGGACUUUGUGAUCGAUGAUGGUUACUGGCAUACGAUUGAGAUCUCUCGGAACAGAAAGACAGGGUCUCUUCAAGUUGAUGGUACCAAACGAAAGAGGGCAAAGUCAAAUAAUGGUAGGAAGAAUCUCAACAUCCAGUCACCGAUCUAUAUAGGUGGUCUUCCUUUAAACCGACAGUCACCGAACAUCUAUGGGGAUGGUUUCGAUGGCUGUAUACGAAAGUUCCGUUUGAAUGGCAUUGACAUCGACCUGAGAGGAACGGCCAACAAUUCUUAUGGAGUUGUAACCUGCUACACCAAUACCGAACCAGGACAUUAUUUCCAGGGCAUUGGCCAUGCUCUUCUAGCAAACCAACAGCAAAUCGGAUCUGAUUUUCAACUCCUAAUUGAGUUUAGAACAGCGCAAAAAGAUGGUCUUCUCUUUGCGGCAACAGAUCUUGACGGUGUAGGAGUUACAGUCGUAAUUUCUGAUCAUGAUAUUCUCCUAAAGUUGUACACUGGUCGGAGAAUGGCCAUGAUCCCGUUCCAAGCACACAACAACUUCACGGUCUGUGACUACCAGUGGCAUGUGGUUCAAGUGACAGAGAUAGAUGGUCUUUGGCAAUUGUCUGUUGAUGGUAACAUGGCCAACAAUCUUAGGGGUACUGUUCGACUUCCAGGAGAUGAGCGUUACCAGUUCUAUGCGGGUGGUAACCCAUUAUCAAACCCAGAUGCCGUCAAGUUCAAGGGCUGUAUACGACGUCUGGAGGUCAACGGAGGGGUCGUCCCCGUCGAAUCAUCAGUUGAGAUCGUGGGUGUGGUUCCUCUAGAAUGUCCCAUCGUAUGACGACAUUGAUGCUUUGCUCAUGUGCUGCUUUAUUCUCAACAUGUAUUUCAUUAUGCAGGGGCUUUGUGCAAAAUCUUUGUAUGUAACAAUUCGACAGCUGCAUUCCAAAAAAAAAAAUCUGGACCACCGAGAGAGAGGGGAGUGGUCUUCCACCUGUGUUUUUAAACUCUCGCAUGAAUCAGUAUAUUUUCUUAGAUGAGGCUUGUGGUGAUUGCCACUCUCCACCCAUGUGUGGUAAAUGGAAACCCGGUAGGAAGGAAUUCCUUUGAUGCUUGAGCGCCUGAUCAGGGUAGUCAUGCUAAAGCCAGGUUAAUGGUAUGCAGCGCUUCAAAAUAUUGUAUUAAGCGCUAUAUAAGUGAUGCAUAUCAUUAGUAUUAUGACAAAAAAAUAUUGUUAAAACUGUUCAGUGGAAAAUGGAAGAGUUUGCUCCGAUACUGAUACAGUCGUUAGAAAGGGUCACAUGACACAAUUCUAAUGCAGAGUGUGUUAGCAUGCUCCCAGUCAACAGAUAAGUGGAACAUUCGUGAUGAUGUUGAUAAUCAUCAUCAUGGAGCGUGGGGAGCGUUGUGGCCCAGUGGAUUAGUCUGU